Messenger RNA from Epithele typhae, 1047 nucleotides. RefSeq lists its product as uncharacterized. Bases 1 to 1047 code for a protein of 348 amino acids. The record is from RefSeq and is a predicted model, not a curated record. Lineage: Eukaryota; Fungi; Basidiomycota; Agaricomycetes; Polyporales; Epitheliaceae. The transcript is spliced from 6 exons.
AUGCAGCCGCUCUUCGCACGCACGCAGCUCAUGAUGCCGGACGCAUUCGUGUACAUCCUAGACGGCAUGCGGCCAACGCGCGAGGCCUUGGGCCACGACGCGGACGACGUCGUGGCGGCGAAGUGGUUUGGCUCACACGGGAUCUUGCUUGCGGACUUCAAGGCGGCGCGGAGGGAGCUGCAGAACCUCAUCAGUGACCCCGUGAAGCACGGGUGGGAGUACCUGUGCGCGAACGCUGGCAAGCUUGCGUGCGAUGCGGACAGGCCUGGGGUUUCCAUCAUGGAGAACUUCGGCCAGCUUCUGAUCUUGGAAGCGACUGGGGACAGGAGCCCGAACGGUACUGGAACUACUUCCAAGGCAGGGGCAUCCUCAGUGCUCACGCAUGAGAACUUCUCCGAUGACCUCGACACAACCUCGCUUGGCCUCGUCACCAUGAAGCCUCCAAAGGAGCACGUUCACUCCAUCAUGGACGAGAUGCUCACCCUCCUCAGCGACGACGGCCUCCCCUACACCUACUUCGACCGCGAGUGCCCGCGCCUCGACCCUGUCGUGGCCGUAAACGUCCUCCACCUCUUCUACACCCACGGCCGCGGGUGCGAGCUCCCCGGCAUGCUCGCCUCCGUGCACCGCAUGCUCCUCCACCGCGAAUGGUGGGUGCCCAAUGGACGAGAGUGCGGCCAUCGUGACACGCUCGACAACUUCACCGAGCUCCACGUCAUGGACGCCUCCGGCCACAAGCACGACCUCGACCGCACCGUGCGCGUGGAGUUCUUCAAGGGGGUCGAGAGGAUGGUGAUGCUCUGCCGGUGGGCCGGGUGCGAGCUGAACGAAAAGGACAGGUUCAUCGACAAGGACAACUUCCUGCGCCACGUCAAGGACACGCGCCCGCAGGACGGAGCUACCUCGAGUCCUACUUCUGCAACCAUUCUGUGGCGCAAGAUCCCUGCACAACUCACGGAUUACAAUCCGCCCCAAUUCUGCACAAGCGGCGCCAAUCCCACGCAAUGCUACGCCGCGCGCGCGCAGUCUGAGCAUGGGAUUGUUUAG